Messenger RNA from Cooperia oncophora, 831 nucleotides. Lineage: Eukaryota; Metazoa; Nematoda; Chromadorea; Rhabditida; Trichostrongylidae. The record is from the annotation of a GenBank genome assembly.
UGGUUCGUCUGCUAUCAGCUACAGCGGUACGUAUCCGUUUUCACUGACAGUGAUAAAGAAAAAGAACCCGUCAAUGUGAUAUGCAAUGGCGAUCGAUCGUUCGCAAAAGCAUUUCAGUGGGCGGAACCUUAUGAGGCGCUCUUCUUCCCGAUGCACUACCACAGACUUCCGAUAUCUACGUGCUCAGUUAUUCUGCUGUUCACCAGCCUUAUUUUAGCAGCAUUCGAUCUUUUCAUUGAAUUCACUCUCCUGACAUUCGAGAGAAAGCCGAACUGCGCUGCACUUGCCUGUUUUCUCAAACGCAACCACUCGCUGGCAGCAUAUUAUUGGGCAACAAAUAUUUUGGUCAGAAGAGCUCGGUGUUUAAGCGCUGUUCAAGUUCUACGCGAUCUAUCACUUAUUCAGAUAUUUAAUCUUAUAGCUGCUUUCCUAACAGCUUUGUUCAUUGCCAAGCUACGACGUUCUCAGCGACGAAUAUCUCGAAUUCGUGGAGCAUGCCAAAGAGAAUUAAACAAUUUCAGACAGGCUAAUCGUAUAUGUGCUGGGAUUCUACUUACUUCACUCGCCUUCGUUACAUGCCCAUGUGUAACCGUAAAUAUCGUAAACAUUUUUGGCGGUACCAUUUUCACGGAUAUUGGUCCUUUCUUCAUUGCUUUCCUGCUGUGCAAUGGGACUUUCACUAACAUUGUGCACCUUAUGUUGAAUCGAAGCAUGCGAGAACAGGCGAAGACGUUCUUCAAAGGUGGACGCGUUGCUGCGACGGAGUCUGUAGCUCCUAAGGAAUUGAAUACUGUAACGGGAUCAAGAGCUGUAGUGCUUCAUAUUUCAUAG